AUGGCAUUGUAUGAUGCCGGCAGAUCCACUACAAGGAAUUCCGUCAGUUUUUCUAUCAUUCCGGCUUUGACUGCGAAACUGAUCGACCCCGAAGCGAUGGUGGGUUCUCCCGAAAGCCCUACCAGCGGGCUGGCGUCUUCUGUAAUUUCCGACGAAUCGAUUUGCAUUUUCGUGAGAGUUUCUUCGAAGAUGAUGUUAACCGAGCUUCCGGUGUCGAUCAGUACUCUCGCGAUGUCGAUGUCGUGGUUCUUCAGCUCAAUUACCAGGAGGUCGUCGCGAGUUUUUGCCUGUUCGGCCGCUGCUCCCUCCAUGAAUGAGAUCUUGUCUGAGAUUUCCAUCUUGCGUCUGAUUGUUGAGCGUGAGCUGGUCGUGAACAUUUCUGCACUUGAGAGGGAGCAGAGGUUGUUUGAGUAUGAACUUGAGGAGCAGAGGUUGAGGAGCAGAGGUUCAUCAAGCCUUGUUCCCAUUGUUGAAGACAUUUCUGCACUUGAGAGGGAGAUUCCUAUCCAUGGAAAUAGGGCUGGCAUUAGAGCACCAACUGUGGAGAAUAACAACUUUGAGAUCAAGUCAAGCUUGAUCAACAUGAUCCAGAGCAACAAGUACCAUGGGCUUGCUUUGGAAGGUCAUCUAGAUCACUUGGACAACUUUGAUCGGCUGUGUGGCACCAUUAAGAUCAAUGGUGUUUCUGAAGAUGCAUUGAAGCUGAGGUUGUUUCCAUUCUGUUUGGGAGAUAAAGCUCACACAUGGGAGAAGGGUCUUUCAAGAGAUAGCAUCCAGACAUGGGACGAGGGCACAGAAGCUUUCCUCACCAAGUUCUUCUCUAACUCAAGAACUGCUAAGCUUAGGAAUGAGAAUUCAGGAUUUCAACAAAGGAAUCUUGAAGGUUUUGGUGAAGCAUGGGAAAGAUUCAACAGCUACAUCACUCAGUGUCCACAUCAUGGCUUCAACCAGGAGAGUUUGCUUAGUACUUUCUACAGAGGAGCCUUGCCUAAGUAUAGAAGCCAACUAGACACUGCUAGCAAUGGUUUCUUCUUGGGCAGAACUGAAGUAGAAGCUUUGGAGCUUGAUGAGAAUAUGGCCAAGAGUGAUUCAGUCUACAAUGAGGACAAUGACAGAAGUAACAGAGGCAGUGGUGGAGAGGAUCAGAACACCAGGAAAGAGUUGAAGGCUCUACAAGAAAAAAUGGAUUUGCUUCUCUCUGAUAAAGCCAAGAAAGAAAAGGUGAACUUUGUUGGUGAGCAGAAACAAGGAGAGACAGCUAAGGUCAAUGAAGUUGAUGGCCUAGAAAGUCAAGAAGAGUUGUGCUUUGUGAAUGCUAAUGGGACUUGGUACAAGAAAGAGCCCAACUUUCAGUACAACAACUACCAACAAAGACCCUACUCAAACAACCAGCAAGGUGGCUAUCAGCAAAGCAAAACUACUCUCAAGCAACUCCUUGAGGCUCAAUCCAAAAGUGAGAAGAACAUGGGUUAUGAGCUGAGAAACAUCCACACAAAGAUUGAUGGAAGCUACAAUGAGCUCAACAAGUUCAAAGCUUUGGAGAACCAGUUUGCUUCAUUCAGCUCUCACUCAAGUCGUCAACAAGGCUCUCUUCCUGGAAAACCUGAGCAAAACCCCAAGGAAGCAAUGAAGGCAAUCACUUUGAGAAGUGGUAAGGAGUUGCCUCCAAAGAUACUAACCAAGGAUGGUGAGAAACAAGGUGGGGAGGUUGCCAUCAACAUUGAUGAUGAGGUGGUUAUUGUUGAUGAGAAGGUCGAUGAGGAAAUUGUGGAAAAGAUUGUUGAAGCUAAGGGUAAAAGAAAGGUUGGAGAGGAGAAGAGAACAGUGAAGCAAGGUGAAGCUACAUCAAAAGAUACUUCUUUUGUCCCUCCUCCCGAUGAACCUAAGCUACCCUUUCCUGGAAGAUUCAAGAAGCAACUAUUGGAGAAGUACAAAGCACUCUUUGAGAAGCAGAUGAGUCAAGUUCAGAUUACAAUGCCCAUCAUAGAUGCCUUCAUGCUUGUCCCUCAGUAUAGCAAGUUCUUGGAAGAUGCUGUGGCUUCUAAGAAGAAGGAAAUGGAGGGAAUGGUGAUUCUUACUCAUGAGUGCAGUGCCAUCAUCAAAAGGUUGACAAUCCCUAAGAAGUUAGAGGAUCCAGGAAGCUUCACUCUACCUUGUGCCAUUGGUUCUUUAAGGUUUGAAAGGUGCUUAUGUGAUUUGGGAGCUAGUGUUAGCCUCAUGCCUCUAUCUGUAGCCAAGAAGCUUGGAUUCAGCCAUUACAAGAAGUGCAAACUCUCUUUGAUUCUAGCUAAUUGCUCUGUGAAGUUUCCCAUUGGUAUCCUAGAGGAUUUCCCUGUGAUGGUGGGAAAUUAUGCAUCAUCCACUCAACUAGAGGACAGUCACCAAGAGGACUGGGAUGAACUCAAAGCGCCUAAGGUGGAACUUAAACCCCUUCCCCGUGGUGUAAGGUAUGCUUUUCUUGGCCCUAAUGAGACUUACCCUGUCAUUGUGAGUAGUGAGCUUUCUGAACUUCAAUUGUUUCAACUGUUGAGUGCACUUAAGAAGUUUAGGAAAGCAAUAGGGUAUUCUCUAGAUGAUAUCAAAGGGAUAUCACCUUCUUUGUGCAUGCAUAUGAUACAUCUAGAGGAUGAAUCAAUUACUUCUAUUGAGCAUCAAAGAAGAUUAAACCCUAAUUUGAAAGAAGUUGUAAAGAAGGAGAUUCUCAAACUCUUAGAUGCCGGUGUUAGUUACCCAAUCUCAGAUAGUAAAUGGGUAUCUCCUGUGCAUGUGGUUCCAAAGAGAGGUGGUAUCACUGUUGUGAAAAAUGAUAAGGAUGAGUUGAUCCCCACUAGAACUGUAACUGGACAUAGGAUGUGCAUUGAUUAUAGAAAGCUCAACUCUGCAUCUAGAAAAGAUCAUUUUCCAUUGCCAUUUAUUGAUCAGAUGCUUGAGAGACUUGCAAACCAUCCUUUCUAUUGCUUUCUUGACGGGUAUUCAGGGUUCUUCCAAAUACCCAUACAUCCCGAUGAUCAAGAGAAGACGACAUUCACAUGCCCCUAUGGUACCUUUGCCUAUCGAAGGAUGCCAUUUGGGUUAUGUAAUGCUCCUGCCACCUUUCAAAGGUGCAUGAUGUCUAUCUUCUCUGAUCUAAUUGAGGAUGUUGUGGAGGUAUUCAUGGAUGACUUCUCUGUCUACGGAUCUUCGUUUUCUGCUUGUUUGUCCAACUUGUGCAAGGUCCUACAGAGAUGUGAAGACACCAACCUUGUGCUGAACUGGGAGAAGUGUCACUUCAUGGUCAAAGAAGGGAUUGUACUUGGGCACAAGAUUUCAGAGAAGGGCAUUGAAGUGGACAAGGCUAAGAUUGAGGUGAUGGUUAGUAUACCUCCACCAAAGACUGUGAGAGACAUAAGGAGUUUCCUUGGCCAUGCUGGUUUCUAUAAGAGAUAUGUCAAGGACUUCUCAAAGGUUGCUAGACCAAUAACCAAGCUGCUAUGCAAAGAAGCCGCUUUCAGCUUUGAUUCAGAUUGUCUUGAAGCUUUCAAGGAGCUGAAGAAUAACUUGGUUAAUGCUCUUAUUGUUCAGCCACCUGAUUGGAGUCUCCCCUUUGAGAUUAUGUGUGAUGCAAGUGACUUUGCUGUUGGAGCUGUUUUGGGGCAGAAAAAGGAUGGCAAGACUCAUGUGAUCUACUAUGCUAGCCAGACUUUGAAUGAUGCUCAGGUGAAGUAUUCCACAACUGAGAACGAGAUGCUAGCCAUUGUAUUUGCAUUUGAGAAGUUCAGAAGCUACUUGGUUGGGUCAAAGGAUAUUUUCUACACUGAUCAUGCAGCUUUGAGGCACCUCUUGGCCAAGAAAGAUGCCAAGCCAAGACUUUUGAGGUGGAUCCUUUUGCUUCAAGAGUUUGACUUGGAGAUUAGAGACAAGCCAGGCAUUGAGAAUGGAGUGGCUGAUCACUUAUCUAGGCUGAGGAUUGAAGGUGAAACUCCAACUGAUGAAGGACUUCGUGAGGAACAUAUCAUGGACAUCCGGGCAGUGCCUUGGUAUGUAGAUUUUGUGAACUACCUUAUCACAGGAAAGGAGCCACUAAAACUUGAAGGGUAUGCCAAGAAGAAGUUCUACAAGAAAUUGAAGAGGUAUUAUUGGGAUGAGCCUUUUCUCUUCAUCCUUUGCAAAGACCAUCUCUACAGGAGAGCAGUGGCUGAAGAAGAAGAUACACAAGAUUUCAUCUCCAGGUGUGAUUCUUGCCAAUGGAGAGGGAACAUCACAAAGAGGAAUGAAAUGCCUCAAAACCCAAUUCUUGAAGUGGAGGUGUUUGAUGUUUGGGGAAUAGACUUCAUGGGACCUUUUCCCUCUUCUUAUGGCAACAAGUACAUACUAGUGGCUGUAGACUAUGUGUCUAAGUGGGUUGAAGCAGUUGCAAGUCCUACAAAUGACUCAAGAGUGGUGUUGAAGAUGUUUAAAAGCAUCAUUUUUUCCAGGUUUGGAGUCCCUAGAGUGGUGAUAAGUGAUGGAGGCUCACAUUUCAUCAACAAACUUUUUGAGAAUCUUCUCAAGAAGAAUGGAGUGAAACAUAAGGUUGCAACACCCUAUCACCCUCAAACGAGUGGUCAAGUUGAAAUCUCUAACAGAGAGAUCAAGGGAAUCUUGGAGAAGAUUGUGGGAGCCAAGAGAAAGGAUUGGUCAGACAAGCUUGAUGAUGCACUUUGGGCCUAUAGGACAGCAUACAAGACACCUUUGGGAACCACUCAUUUCAACCUCGUGUAUGGUAAAGCUUGUCAUCUACUAGUGGAACUUGAGUACAAGGCAUUGUGGGCUGUAAAGUUAUUGAACUUUGAUAUCAAGAAUGCCAAGGAAAAGAGACUUUUUCAGCUUCAUGAGCUUGAUGAGAUAAGGAUGGAUGCUUUCGAGAACUCAAGGAUCUACAAGGAGAGAACCAAAGCCUUUCAUGACAAGAACAUCUUGAAGAGGGAGUUAAGAGUUGACGGAUACUCGGGAUUUUUCCAAAUCCCUAUACAUCCUGAAGAUCAAGAAAAGACAACUUUUACUUGUCCUUACGGAACAUUUGCAUAUCGCAGAAUGCCAUUGGGACUCUGUAAGGCACCAGCCACUUUGCAACGUUGCAUGAUGUCAAUCUUCACCGACAUGAUCGAAGAUUUCAUGGAAGUCUUUAUGGACGAUUUUUCGGUAUACGGAUCAAGUUUUAAAGAUUGGCUGGACAACUUGUGUAAAGUAUUGGAAAGAUGCGAAGAAAAGAACCUUGUCCUAAAUUGGGAAAAAUUCCAUUUCAUGGUUAAUGAUGGAAUAGUUCUCGGACAUAAGGUUUCUGCCGCCGGAAUAGAAGUAGACAGAUGCAAAAUCGAAGUAAUGACUGGUCUACCGGCACCCACAAACGUUAAGGACAUAAGAAGUUUCCUUGGACAUGCCAGAUUUUACAGAAGAUUCAUAAAAGACUAUAGUAGAAUUGCUAGACCUCUAAAUAAUCUUUUAUGCAAGGAAGUUAAGUUUGAUUUUUCACCCGAAUGUAAGUCAGCUUUCGAAGAACUGAAAAAAUCUCUUAUAACUGCCCAAGUCAUACAAGCUCCGGAUUGGAGUCUACCUUUCGAGAUUAUGUCCGACGCGAGUGAUUUCGCAGUUGGAGCAGUUAUUGGACAACGAAAAGAUAAGAAGCUGCAUGCUAUCUACUAUGCAAAUGGAUACUCGGGAUUUUUCCAAAUUUCUAUACAUCCUGAAGAUCAAGAAAAGAAAACAUUUACUUGACCUUACGGAACAUUUGCAUAUUGCAGAAUGCCGUUUGGACUCUGUAAUGCUCAUGAAAAUUUCCAACGUUGUAUGAUGUCAAUCUUCACAGAAAUGAUCGAGGCUUUCAUGGAUAUAUUUAUGGACGAUUUUUCAGUAUAUGGAUCGAUUUUUAAAGAUUGUCUAGACAAUCUUUGUAAGGUACUGGAAAGAUGCGAGGAAAAGAACCUUGUCUUGAAUUGGAAAAAAUGUCAUUUCAUGGUUAAUGAUGGCAUAGUCCUUGGACAUAAGGUCUCCGCCGCUGGAAUAGAAGUGGAUCGAGGAAAAAUGGAAGUAAUGACCGGUUUAGCUGCACCCACGAACGUAAAAUACAUAAGGAGCUUUCUUGGACAUGCCAGAUUUUACAGAAUAUUUUUUAAAAUCGCUAGACCUCUAAAUAGUCUUUUGUGCAAGGAAGUUAAAUUCGACUUUUCACCCGAAUGCAAGACAGCCUUUGAAGAGCUGAAAAAAGUCUCUUAUAACUGCCCCAUUUGUACAAGCCCUGAUUGGAAUCUUCCUAUUGAGAUAAUGUGCGACGCGAGUUCUUUUGCCGUAGGAGCAGUUCUGGGACAAAGGAAGGACAAAAAGCUACAUGCUAUCUACUACGCAAGUCGUACACUUGACGAGGCACAACAGAAUUAUGCAACCACUGAAAAAGAACUACUUGCAGUAGUCUUUGCUUUCAAAAAAUUCCACCAAUAUUUGCUUGGGUCGCAUGUGAUAGUCCACAGUGAUCAUGCUGCUAUUAAAUACCUAAUGCAAAAUAAAGAUGCUAAACCGUGA
Raphanus sativus (radish) is the source of this 6534-nucleotide messenger RNA. RefSeq lists its product as uncharacterized. Gene Ontology annotation, biological process: DNA integration. The record is from RefSeq and is a predicted model, not a curated record. Gene Ontology annotation, molecular function: nucleic acid binding. NCBI's taxonomy places the organism in Eukaryota, Viridiplantae, Streptophyta, Magnoliopsida, Brassicales, Brassicaceae.